Molecule: messenger RNA, 2706 nt
Organism: Chaetomium fimeti
Lineage: Eukaryota; Fungi; Ascomycota; Sordariomycetes; Sordariales; Chaetomiaceae
Exons: 1
Coding region: 98-2530 (810 amino acids)
Source: RefSeq, a predicted model, not a curated record
ACGGUGCUUCAAUACCACCGCCAUUCGCCAAUAUUUACAUACCAUUUAAGCGGUACAUCUGCCGUGUCCACUCGUUUUUGCAACCACCACAACCACCAUGCACGACUUCCUGGACCCGGCCUCUCCUGAGAGGCCAGAAAUCAACAACAGCCAAGGUUCACACCUUAGGAGGAUACGACCCCCUGAUCCACAUGCCGAGUCCGCAGAGGCAAUCAGAAUACCGCUGAGGGCCGAAGGGGACAAGGCGCGCAGGCGGGAAUCGAGACUGGGAUUGAGGAACAUCUUCGGCCGGGGCAAAGGAGGAUCUGAUGCGGAUACAGGACCAGCUUCACCGCGAGAUGCUCCCCAAAGGCUUGGCGGAAUUCGAGCCUCGCUGGCCGAGAUCAAUUGGCCUUACGGUUCCCAGAGCGCGCCCGGGCAUCGAUCCGAAAUCUCGCUAUCGUCCUUCUCCAAGGUCCUACCCGCCGGACAGGCUUUGAAACACAAGAAAUCGGAGAGCAUCGUCCGCCAGCAGUCGAACCCGGAGGGCAUCGCGUCUUGGGACCCUCCUCGGUUGUUUCAAGCGUACCCACAGGCAAUCAAGCAUGCGAACCUCCCCGCAUGCACCGUCCCCGCCGAAGUCGUUCUCCGGAUGCAUACCCACAAGGGUAGCGGCUCACUCGCCGGGCUGUUGAGCCCAAGAGCAACUGACGUGAUGGAGGAUGCGAUGGGCGAGAAACCGAGAAGGGGUCAUCGGAGGAACGGGUCCGGUUCGACGUCGAGGUUCGAGUGGACAACCAAAAUCUACGUCCUCGCCACGUCGGGAUUCUUGCUGCAGUAUGCGGGUGAAGGUACCUUCGACCGACUCCCAGAAAGGGUCCUCCAGCUGGGAAAGGAUUCGGCAGCCUUCGCUAGCGACGCUAUUCCGGGCCGUCAUUGGGUCAUUCAAGUUUCGUCAGUCCCAGAUAUGGAUCGUGCUCCCGGGACCCCAACUUCGCUCCGCUCACGGCUUCCUUUUCGUGUCCAGGAGAGGAGGAAUUCCUCCUCUUUCCUGAUGGUGUUUGAGAGCGCCGAGGACAUGGAUAGCUGGCUCGCAACGCUGCGGCGAGAAAUCGAGACGCUUGGGGGACGGAAAGUCCUGUCGGAAACAGGGAAGCCCAAGACAGGAGGCGACGAUGCGCAAUUGAGGAGCCAGUCAAGCCAGAGGACUCUAGUGACGAGGGACCCGGAUCGAUUCUCUCGGGUCAUGACGCCGCCCGAACAAUCCUGGAACCAGGCUCUACCGAUCAUGAGCCCCAGCCCCGAAGCCCCGGCCCGCGAGCAGUCUUUCGAUGGCACCUCGACCGCGAGCUUCAUUUCACACGAAGGGAGACAGCUCGACGCCCUGAGGGACAGCUAUAAUCGCCUGUCGUUCAUUUCCUCGGGCCAGCGGACGAUGAUCACAUCUGUAGGGUCAUCACCAGCGUGUUCGCCGAUCCGAGAUUCCUUUGGGGAGUUUGAUCCGAUGCUUGAGCUCCCGGAACCCGAAGACCAGUCGCAACCGAAGCUGAGACCGAAUGCGAAGGCUAUUAUCGACCGGAGACAGUCGCUCCAGACGAUCAACCACGUCCUCGAGAUGGGCGUCGCCUCGGCUCAGUCCCACCGACCCAUAUCGACGUACUCGAAUUCCGGACAAUCGGAUGCGGGUGCAUCCGCGUCGCAAUCCACACCCAACUUCAGCGUGCCUCAUAGCGCAAGUAAACGGCACUCCAUCGGCAGGACCGUCCCGGGAAUGCCGCCCACGCAGGUGACAACUUCUUCCCUACUUGCGCGAACGGGCACACGAAGGCCACCACCGUCAGCCUUAUCCAUCAACCCACGCCCUUUGUCCUUGGUCGAGGAUCACCCUUCGCCCGCCCUGUCCGCUCUUAGCCGAGCCGGAACAGCCACAGAAGGCGCCGGAAGCUCUCUGUCAGCUACCCCAAUCACCCCGCCGAUAACUUUGAUCUCGCCUCACAGGGCCUUGAUCGAGGCGGCCAAGCGGAUUCGGGACGAGUCAAUUCGGGACUCGGGUAUCUCAACGCACGAAAGCACAUCGGAGGUUGUGCUGCGUAUGGACCCGCCGUCUUCCAAUGCCCCGCUGGAUCGCUGCUCGAAAGACUAUAGCGUGGUCCCAUCGCCCAGGCUCCCGCCCCCCAGCCCACACGACGUGCCCAGGUCGAGUACGUCGCUCGGCACGUACGGAGAGCCCCAGCGAGGACCUCCGGUGGCCGGAAAACCGACAACGCGGGUCCGGCGGCUGAGCCUCACCUCGCCUCAGCAAACCCAAAGGGGCGGCCUUCUUUCCCCUCCUUCUAUCCGGCCUGACCUGACACAACGGCCUCAUACGCCAACGUUGAGAUCGGUACCGAGGUCAUCGCAGCACCUCAGGCUCGACCCGCCGUCCCACACGGCUUAUCAGAGACGGAGCUUGUCACAACUGGCCGCCGAAGGACCACCACCUGCUCCCCCUCCAAACCGGGCCCUCCCUCCCCUUCCGCCAAGGACGACGGCACCGCCAGGGUUCAUCUGAUAAACUCUCUAUCUUUUUCCAUUGAGAUGUAUAGCUUUUGGCAAGUCUAGUCUUGACCUAAGCACCUGCCCACCUUGAGGCGAAUCAGGGUACGUCGUGCCACAGAACGACGUCUUUCACGAAUUUGUUAUAGAAACCACGACCGGUGGGGGUUUGAUUUUGUUUUACUGUCAUCU